AUGAAUCCCGAUCCUGCUUUUCAGGGCAGCCAGCUCAGGCCAGGAACCGCAGCCUAUGACCAGGCAAACGAUAUAUACGCCACGUCUACCUAUGGAAAAGAGCGUAACAUGAACCCCGGAGAGAUUCUACAGCCUACAUGUGUAGAAGACAUCCAAGGUGUUGUUAGAUAUGCCAACAAAGUUGGUAAACCAAUCGCCAUCAGGACUGGUGGUCAUCAGUACAGCGGUGCUUCUUCAACUGGACCCAAUGGCAUUCAGUUGGACUUGGAACUUACGUUCCGAGACCCAACGAAGGACCUUGUAUUGAUCCGCGAUACUGAAAACGACAAGGUCUAUAUCAAAGCAAGCGUUAGCUGGGCUCUAGCUGAGGUUUAUGACUUCCUCCUCGCGAAUGGCGUUUUUAUGCCUACGGGCCAAUGCGCCACGGUCCACCUCGGAGGCCAUGUCCAGACAGGUGGCUACGGUAUGCUAGCUAGAUCCUUUGGGCUUCUUGGAGAUUACAUCCGUGAGCUCGAAAUCGUGGACCACAAUGGCGAACUGGUCACGGUGACCAAGGAGACGCAGCCUGACUUGUUCUUUGGUCUCCUCGGUGGCAGCCCAGGCAACAUCGGAGUCUUGACUCAUUUCAAAGUCGAAGUCCAAGACGACAAAAAGUACCAAGGCUCCAAGGGACUCUGGAUGGCGUUCCACUACCGCCAAGACACCUUGAAGGAGCUCCUUGACCUCUUGGUGGAGAAAGCCGAAGACCCAAACUUCCCGCGCAGCUACGACUUCACCGUCAAUGUCGUCAGUAGAGAGUCGAAUCUUUUGGAUCUGUUCCCCGGCUCAGAAGACGAACUCAAGGAGACACUGCCAAACAACAUUCACGAUGGCAAGAAGAAUAUAGCCAAUGUGUUCAAGUUUAAGUUUGCUGUCAUUGUCGUCUAUUGCCAGUGGGUAAAUCUAGGGACCGAUGAAUUCUCUCCAGAUCUCUUCAAUCGCAUCAAGCACGCCACUCACGAUCUUUUCAAAUUCUACAAAGAGACCCCUGAGGGUACCCCAAUGUCCUACAUUACAUCCAUGUGGCUCUUCAGAAGCCGUCGAGAGUUCCCCUACCCUUACAUCAAACGCACCAACACGACUAACUCGACCACGCUCUCUAAGACUGGUUGGUCCGACUGGUUCUCUGGGCGUAUCGACGAGAUUCUCUCCGUCAAGGGCAAUGGUCUGUGGGUCUCGUCUCAGUUGCAAGUUUAUGGCGGAACAGGCUCCAUGUUCAGGAACAACGCAAACAACGGCACUGCUUAUGGCUGGAGAGAUUCCACUGUUAGCGGAACCUGGGAUGUCUUUCAUCAGGAUAAUUACGAGGGGGCUAAGAAAUGGCAGGAUGAAAACGACAAGGGAGCGGCUACUCACUUUAGUAAAGAUGAUCGCCGCGUUCUUUGGGGCUCGUAUGGUGACUGGGUUAUGAAGAAUGUCUGGCAGCAUUAUUACGAGCCAGCAACCUAUGAGAAACUGCGGGAGAUCAGGAAGAAGGCUGAUCCCCAUGGCCUCUGGAGCCCAAAUCCUUUUUGCGUCGAAGCAGCGCAAUAA
Trichoderma aggressivum f. europaeum is the source of this 1572-nucleotide messenger RNA. Its product is annotated as CAZyme family AA7. The coding region runs from base 1 to 1572 and encodes 523 amino acids. Lineage: Eukaryota; Fungi; Ascomycota; Sordariomycetes; Hypocreales; Hypocreaceae. Gene Ontology annotation, molecular function: FAD binding. The transcript has a single exon. The record is from RefSeq and is a predicted model, not a curated record.